AUGAAGACUACGAUCCAAGCGCUCGCUGCCGUCUCCGCAGGAACCUUUGCCACAGCUAAGGCCAUGUCUUCUGGUAGUGGCGCUGGUGGCGAAGUUACCCGAAUUCGCCAUCACGGAGCUGCGGCUGCGUCACUUUCCGCUCCUCACUCUUCCGAAAAGACGCAAACACGCAAACUUCAGGCUGCUUUUUCGAAUUGUCAUGUCCUGGAUGGUGCCACUGGCGCCGGUCCGGACAUCUUUAAUGGCCAAACCUGUAUCUUUGACAAGCCAGCAGCUACAUCGGACAGCAGUUUCGCCUACAGCGACGCACUGAAAGAUAGCGGGAUUACGUGGAACGAAACAACCCUAAAUCAAUGGUUGGGAAACCUUUGUGAAUGGAACACAAAUGAUGUUUCAGGGGGGUUCGGAUCCUAUGGAGCGACGCAUGAUCAUUGA
Messenger RNA from Seminavis robusta, 435 nucleotides. The record is from the annotation of a GenBank genome assembly. NCBI's taxonomy places the organism in Eukaryota, Bacillariophyta, Bacillariophyceae, Naviculales, Naviculaceae.